Molecule: messenger RNA, 633 nt
Organism: Eimeria maxima
Lineage: Eukaryota; Apicomplexa; Conoidasida; Eucoccidiorida; Eimeriidae
Exons: 7
Coding region: 1-633 (210 amino acids)
Source: RefSeq, a predicted model, not a curated record
AUGGCAGCAGAAAACCACGCUGUGCCUCCGGGCCUCGCUGCAGACAGCAACAUAUCCAUCAGACGCCCGUUCGACUUGCUGCGGAAGGCGGCAGCAUUAUUUGGCGACUCUCCCUGGCUUUUGACAAGCGAGGAAGACGGGGGAGAGGCGUUUUCUAAGAUUACUUACAAGCAAGGCUACGCGGUGGCUUUGGCUGUGGGCUCGGGCCUUGAUCGUCUUGUCCCGCCGUCGCAACUUCCGCAGCACGAUGGGGCAAACGAACCUCUUCGCCUUGUGGGGACUUGGGCCGACAACUCUGUGGAGCUGCUCCUGGCGGACUUUGGGGGCAUUCGUGGGUCAGGUGUCAAAAUUUCAGGUUCGUCAGCAUCGAUUACUUUUAAUUUGACUGUUGUCAAUAGGGCGCAUGAUUACUUGGGUGUUCGAUUGCAUGCCGAAAUGACCCACCUUUGUGCGGACUGGCGUCAUCUGGAGAUAGUCUUGGAUCUGCGCGAGGGGGGGCAACUGUCGAAUUUGUCGGCUGUAAUUACACUGGAUGCAGUUGGAGACCAAGCGGUGCAACGAGCUCAAGCCCUCGACUUGGCCCUUGUAGACUUCUGGGAGUUGGCGGAUUCCCCCAAUGUGCGUCUGAUGUGA